Molecule: messenger RNA, 1659 nt
Organism: Cyphellophora attinorum
Lineage: Eukaryota; Fungi; Ascomycota; Eurotiomycetes; Chaetothyriales; Cyphellophoraceae
Product: Protein pns1
Exons: 1
Coding region: 1-1659 (552 amino acids)
Biological process (GO): transmembrane transport
Cellular component (GO): plasma membrane
Molecular function (GO): transmembrane transporter activity
Source: RefSeq, a predicted model, not a curated record
AUGUCGCAUCUUGGUGGGCAAGCCGCCUCUUAUUACUCCGACUACAACAAUGCGCCGCCCCAGGGACACGGUGCACCACAGAACUAUGGUCAACCUCCCCCAAGCGGUCCGCAAAACAAUGGCUAUCAACAAUCAGGCAAUUACCAAGAGAUGCAACCUCCACAACAACCUAUGGACUACCAGGACCCCAACAAGUAUUCGCAACCAGCGCCGAACUAUCAACCUCCACAAGACUCAAAGCAGGGGUUUGAGCAGACUUUCCAGAUCCAGAAACCCAAGUUCCACGACUGGUGGGCAGGUCUCUUACUGAUCGCGACGUUCCUAGGAUUUGUGGCUGUCUCCGGUCUGUCGCUCUAUCGCUACUCGAAGUACCACAAGUUCAAUGGCGGCGGCGUCUAUGGAGGAUCUAACGAUUUCUCACUCGAUACCAAUACCAUUCUGCUAUUUGUGAUCGUGCUCGGAAUAGCCUUCGUCUUCUCAGCGCUAUAUCUGAUGCUGGCAAGAAUGUUCACCAAAUUGUUCGUCUGGAUCACUGGUAUCCUUAACUGUGUCUUCGCAGUGGCUACAGCCGUCUACUAUCUGUAUCUGAAGUUGUGGGGAGCCGGCAUCGUCUUCGCCAUAUUCGCAGUCUUCGCAAUAAUCUGCUUCAUCUCGUGGAUUCCACGGAUACCUUUCGCUGUGGUCAUGCUCCAGCAGACAAUGGACGUCGCACGAAUGCCGCGAGUGCAUGUGCUCAUGAUCUCUCUGAUGGGUGGUAUUGUUGCCGCAGCGUUCGCUGCGUGGUGGUCGGUCACACUUGUAGCUAUCUAUACAGCGUACAUGCCAAGCAGCAGCGGCGUCAACAAUCCCAGCUGCAGCGAUGCCGGUUGCAGCAGCGGUAAAGUCAUCGGGCUGGUCGUAUUUGUCACCUUUGCCGGAUACUGGAUCUCGGAAUGGAUCAAGAACACAAUUCACACCAGCGUUGCCGGAGUGUAUGGUAGCUGGUACUUCUGUGCAGGGAAACCCGGUGGCAUUCCCAAAGGCAGCUCCUGGGGUGCAUUCAAGCGCGCAACCACAUAUUCGUUCGGAUCAGUCAGUCUGGGCAGUUUGUUCAUCGCACUGCUUAACAUGAUCCGCCAAGCGCUCAGCGUCCUUCGUUCUCAAGCAGGACAAGACGGCAGUUUGAUGGGCACUAUCCUUUUCUGCGUAUUGGGAUGCAUUGUAUCCUUGGUCCAAUGGGCUGUCGAAUUCAUCAACAAAUACGCUUUCUGCCACAUUGCGCUGUACGGAAAAGGGUACUUCGAAGCCGCCAAGGACACCUGGACCAUGAUCAAGAACAGGGGAAUUGAUGCUUUGGUCAACGAUUGUUUGGUCGGUCCGGUCUUGUCGAUGGGCGCGCUGUUCGUCGCUUACUUAUGCACGCUCUUCUCCUACCUCUAUCUCGAAUACACAAAACCAGCCUACAACGAGGGUAGAACCUUCACGCCGGUCAUUAUGGCGUUCUCUUUCCUGAUCGGCUUGCAGGUCUGCCAGAUCUUUACAGAACCAAUAGCCAGCGGUGUCAACACUAUCUUCGUCGCCAUGGGUUGGGAUCCCCAAGUCGCGGUGACUGAUCAUCCAGAGUUCUGGAACAAGUUGGUUCAGGUUUAUCCGCAUGUUCAGAACGUCAUACAUGCCUAG